This is a messenger RNA of Recurvomyces mirabilis, 1497 nucleotides long. RefSeq lists its product as uncharacterized. Gene Ontology annotation, molecular function: ATP binding; protein kinase activity. The transcript has 2 exons. NCBI's taxonomy places the organism in Eukaryota, Fungi, Ascomycota, Dothideomycetes, Mycosphaerellales, Teratosphaeriaceae. The coding region runs from base 1 to 1497 and encodes 498 amino acids. Gene Ontology annotation, biological process: protein phosphorylation. The record is from RefSeq and is a predicted model, not a curated record.
AUGUCUCAUCAGAACCUCCCAUCGUGGACACCUGCACCGGAAGGCCCGAGCGAUUCCACCUGUUCGACGUCUUCCUCUCGAUCAGAGGGAGAGAUCAUGGACUGGGACUCGGAAUCGAACUCGGACUCGGACUCGGACGUGGGUAUAAUCAUCAACGAUGAUUCCACCCCAGAACUACCCAACCCUUCGAUGGAGCACUUCAAGCAAAGAUAUGUCCUAAUUCACCGCCUAGGUGCCGGAGAUAAUGGUGAGACGUAUGCAGCAAAUACUAAGGAUCAUGCUAACCGUAUGCUCGGCCUGAAGCGCCUAGGCUACCCCAUCAGUCUAAAUACGAAGGACGUUGUAGUUGUAAAAUUCUACAAGCCAAACAAUCUUGAGGGCGACUUGACCAACGAGAUCACGUUCAUGACGGAGUCCAUGAGGGGCACCCAUAGCCUGCUCACCCACGCCAUCGACCCCCACUACGAUGCACUACCAUAUUGCAACGGCGGUACACUUCAGAGUUUCAUCGCCAAGCAUGAAGAUGCAAUCACCACAUCUUUCAUCUGGCACGUUGGGCUUCAGCUCGUGCAAGCUGCAUGCUAUUUGCACUUUGGCAUUCGUGAUCUAAACAGGAUGGAAACAGUGAGAGAUUGGCCGCGCGUCUAUCACGCCGACACAUACACAUGUAACAUCCUGCUCAAGGCCGAUGAGGAUCCAAGUCUCUUUCCGGACGUCGUCAUCGCUGAUUUCGGCCGAGCGAGGACAUGGAAGCAGCGAACAACCAACACUCCUGCGGACGAAGAAUACGAUGCACUUUUCGCCAAAGACCAAUUUCGUGAUAUUAGAUGUAUCGGCAGAGUCAUGGAUACCAUGCGGGAUUCGGUCGAAGAGAACAAGUGCACCUGUGUCUGGCCGAAGUGCAACGAUUGCCAAGCUCAACAGGCGGCUAGCUCGUCCUAUGGGGUGUUGAAUCGGUGGAUUGAUCAGCUACUUAAAGUCAAGAUGCAGACAGAAUUGCGCAUGACAAGCCUACUGGGCUUCUUGAAGGACUUUGUGCAAGCAGGAAAUGCUGAGCUCCUGAGGACCAUGCAGCCCCUGCCACUCGCUACCAGCAACUUCUUCUACUGCCGCAACCUCAAAUGUGGAUCCAUUUUCGAGUCCUUGUCGAACUUCGAAGCUCACGACCCUCAAGCCCACCAAAUCUCCCGCUUCUCUGAUAACCACGAGCUAUCACUCCUGACAUCAGACUCUCAGCGGAAUGUUAUUCUGCGUGAGAUCUAUCGUGAGGUCACUAAUACUCUGCCAGGUAGGUACAUCUUGUUCGUAGAAAAGAUCACGAAGAAUAUGACACAGGAGCUGAACAACGCUGCCCUGCUCGGUCUGUUGUGUGAUGAGAAGGCCAGGGCCGCGGCUAUGGAUAAACAGCUAGACUUGUUGCUGAUACUCAAGGCAUAUCAGACCGGCGGGACCUGCGACGUUACCAGUCGCGCUCAAGGCUGCGUACAAGGCAGAUGA